Messenger RNA from Teleopsis dalmanni, 1499 nucleotides. Its product is annotated as regulating synaptic membrane exocytosis protein 2-like. Lineage: Eukaryota; Metazoa; Arthropoda; Insecta; Diptera; Diopsidae. Gene Ontology annotation, molecular function: transmembrane transporter binding; small GTPase binding. Gene Ontology annotation, cellular component: presynaptic membrane; cytoskeleton of presynaptic active zone. The record is from RefSeq and is a predicted model, not a curated record. Gene Ontology annotation, biological process: regulation of membrane potential; positive regulation of synaptic transmission; calcium ion-regulated exocytosis of neurotransmitter.
AAAAAAUUAAAAUAAUUAAACCUUUAAAAUGUUGCCAACAAAUGUUAUGACGUUUAUGAAGAAGAUGGUGGCAACCGAUGAGACGCCAUCCACACAGAAUGCACCUGACAGUGGAGGGACUUUUGGUAAACUAAAACAAACGCUUUCGUCAUCACUACUCACUGCACAGGAUCGAGUGAAUAAAAUGUCGCCGCGUCCUUCCUUGGUGCCCACAGAUGGCGAUGGCAGCUAUGGUGGUUAUCAACAAAUGCAACAGCAGGAUGCAACAGCUAAUCAAAAUAACAAUAAUAACAAUAACACAACAAGUGGUAGUGCGAAUUCAUCCAAAACGGAACCGGGACGACGUGCUGGGGCGUGCAGAGUCUGUUUGAAGUCUUUCAAACCGGAUGACUAUCACAAAACAUGCUUUGAAUGUCAGCAACGCGUUUGCGAGGACUGUGCCAGUUACAGUAAACUUGAGGAGAAUGAGGAUGCGAAUAUGUGGCGCUGCAGUGUUUGCCGACGGAAAAUGGCCUCACGUGUUUGCAUACCGCAAGACUCCACAGAUUCUAUGCUAGACGUACCUGUGUUAGAGGCUUUACAACGACGUCAUUCAGAUGCAAAAUUAGGUUCCAGUACGCAAACAUUAGCACCGGCAAAUGGUGCAGCUUUAGCACCUCCACGUAGUCCAGAAUUAAGGAGACACUCGGAUGUAUCGCCUGCCUCACUAAAAGAAUUGGAAAAGCAGUUAAAGGGUAACAAAACGCCGGGCGGUGAUGGUGACUGGCGUGGCGGUGGACGUAGCAUGGCACCAAGUCGUUCGUCAAGUCCACCACGUCAAGGUGAAGAGCCUGCAUUUGGACCACCAUUGUCACGUAUUGCAUCGAGACGUGGCUCACGUGUAGCACGACAGCAUAGCUAUGAUGAUGAUAUGAAAACUGGUGGUGGAGCAACUGGAACAGGUGGCAUUGGUGCUGGGGGCUUGGGUGUUGGUGGUGAUGCUGGUUUAGGUAUACCCGCUAUGCCAAGAAGAAAAUCUGCUUAUGAUGUGUUUGCGCCUGGCUUGAUACAAGCAGUUGCAGCCGGUGCACAAUUGCAACGCUCACCAGGUGAUGGCAUGGCACCACAAAUAGCUUUACCUGGUUCACGUAGACCCAGUUUUAGGGUGCCACAUCCAUCUGAGGAUUUACAAAAUGAUGAGUCACCUAGUCCUGAUAAAGGUAGUCCUGUAUUAACUGUGGACGAUGACAGACGUAUGCGGCGACGUGGUUCACAACUACCUGACAUAACUGCUCUUCGUGAUCGUGGUGCUCUUCCAGCCACAAUACCUGCUGCUAUACCGCCACCAGUUGCUGCUUUUACAGGUCCCAACUUAGAGGAUUUAGAAGCACCACGUCGUCAAACAUCAAUGGAUGGUGAAGCUAUUAAAAUUGUUAUACACGAUGUUGAUUCGGGACCGAUUUGUUCAUCAAAAAGACGUAUUGUAUUGCGUAGAGAUCCUUCUGAUAAAGCACACCGCA